UAAAAUAGAUAAACAUGCACCAUCUGUAAUGGUAUUGAUAAGUAUCGAGAGAUGGCAUGCAUGUUCAGUAGCUUUGCUUUUCGCGCCUUAAUUAUGCCUAACCUGACUUAAAUAUACAAAGCUUUCCAACUAUUUUUGAGCAAAAGGCAAAACUUUCAACGAAUCUGAGAGCUGUUCGAGCUUUUCCCACAUUACUUUGCGAAUUCUUUGAAAUCACGAGUAAUGGAGGAAGUAACCAAAUGCAGAUAUAUCGAUUGUGUCGACACCCGGGAAAAGGAGCAAAUACUUCACGAACUUCCCGUUUGCGAUACCGGUCUCUGUGUGAGGUGGUUGAUCAACAGUGGUCACGUGGAUCUAAUUGGAAGUGAUCUGGAUGCUUUACGGUCUAUGAAAUUUUUUGUUUGUAAUAACCAUUUCACGGAGGAUUGCUACCUGAGUAAAGGCACUUUAAAGGAAAAUGCAGUUCCUUCUCCACAUUGGAGUACUAUAUCGAGAACAUUGAGAAAUUUGAAAACACGACGGAAAGUGCAAUUAAACGGUCAAGAAAGUUCUAUGGAGGAAGUAGCAACAGAUCAACUUAAAGAAAAAAAUGCUCCUUCUGAAUUUGAAGUGGAUCAAUGGUGUAGAACGUGUGCGAGCAAGAAACAGAACCUUGUAAGUAUGACAACCAAGGGGAAAGGCACGGAUAUGAGCCUUCUAUCAAAAUUGAAACUUUUGAUAGAAAUUGACGACGAAGAUGCUUUACCAACAAAGAUGUGUGACGAAUGUGUCGACAAGCUGGAACAGUCUUUUAAGUUUUUCCAACAGAUUUAUGUAGCCGAUAAUACACUACGUCAUGUAUUUCCAAAUACUCGAUCAAGUAAUACACCCAGGAAACCUCUUUAUUCAAUCGGUGAACACAUGAGAAACGAACAGAAGGAAAAACAGAAAGAGAAAGAAAAAGAGGAGGAACAACAACAGCAGGUUCAGGAUCGUGCGCCAAAAAUUACCCGUGGUAUUUUUAGACGUGGUCGCGGUAGACCUCGCACUAGAGGAUAUGCUGCUAGAGCAAGAGCAAGGCAAAGAUCUGCCCAAAUAGCAAUCUCAAUUUCAAAUUCCAACGUAAACGAUAAUACGACAUAUGAAACCAGAGUGAACGAAGCGACUACAUUAAAAAACGAAUCACAGAGUGUCAUAAGCAAAGACGAGGAAAGACACGGUGAUACAGUAUUUUCAUUGCUCACUGAUACAUGUCAUAGCGAUGAAGAAUUAGAUUGGUCUGAUGUAUUAAAAGUAAUGAACGAUCACAGAUAUCAAACUGUUCCCAAACAAGAAAUAGAAACGAAAUUGGAGGAAAAGACAGAAAAGAAAAUAGUGGAACAAGUAAUUGAACCGGAAAUGAUGUUACAAGCGGAGACAGUAUCAGAAACGUCGGGAAUGGAAAUGAAAACUGAAAUGGGAAGCGAAGUUAAAGUAGAAAUAGAAACGCAGUCUGAUGCAACGAAGUCGAUAGCAGAGCACGAAAUUCAACGAAUACAUUGUGAAUUUUGCAACGAAUCAUUUAAACUUAGACGUCAGUUACAAACACAUUUAUUGUCCAAUCAUUCUCAAUUAUCCGGAUAUAUGUGUAUAGAUUGUCUAACUUGUUACGAAAAUGAAUCGUUACUUUCGAAGCAUCGUAGUUUACGCCACGGAAAUCGAAUAUAUCGCUGUGAACAUUGUCACGAAGAAUUUCUCGAGAAAAGAGUACUAAGGGAACAUAUAAACAAAUGUGAAAUGCACGAUCGAACGAAUUAUUCCUGCGAUUCAUGUGGAUUGACAUUUGCUUCUAAACAAGAAUUAAUUGGGCACAUGGAAAAUCAUCCAGAAAAUUCGGUCGUAUCGUUUCACAAGGAUCAUGAAAAUUCGCAAAAAGCCGAGAACGAAUUAGUAUCAUCCUCAAAGACUACGAUAGAAUUUGAAGCAGAAUCUGAGUACUCUUCAAUUAUAUCUUCGAAUAUAGUUGGAAUUUCAGAAUCGAAUAAUUCGGAUGAGAAGACUAAAAGCGUAAUUAAUUCGAGUAAUACGUGCAAAGUUAAUGCGACUGAGGAAACAGAAGAAGGAGCAACCAUCGGUGAAGAAUCAGUACCGACUUGUCCGGAUUGUAACGAACAAAUGCAAGAUACAGUGGAACUCAGUAUUCAUCGAAUGCGUCGUCAUUCAAUGAAUAGGAAGGAUGCGACGUGUCUUCUCUGUGACAACAAGACCUUUUCUUCACUGGACGAAUACGAACAACACGUACUGGAUCAUUGCAAACGAUUAAGAAUAUCACCAUGAUAGAAUGAAUUUACUUUACUUAUUACAUAAUAAUCGUGUAACGAUAGAGGUGAUUUAUCAUUUCUAUUCAUUGGAUUUAUCGGUCAAGGAGACAUCAGGCUUCGGUGAUAUGAGGGAAAAUGAAAGGGUACGAAAAUUAAUCAGUCUAUUAAAAUAUUACGCAUUGUGCGCGUUUGUGUUAUAUCGAAUUUUCAACUCAACUUUCUAUUAUAUGAAAUAGGGAAUAUAUUUUGAUCUGACUAAUGUAACAAGACGUUUGUUAACGUUUGUUAAGAUGAUCGAGCAACUAGAUCACCUUUUUUCAUUUAUCUAUCUAUAUUGAGUAAAUAACGUAAAAAAAGUACAAAUGUCCGAGAAUAGAAAGCAUCAAUAACACAGCAUGUCAUAUAUACGAUAACGACGUGUGACUCGUAUAAAAAAGGAGCGCAUCGGUAGAAAUACAUUUGUUCGCGGGUGAGAGCGUUUGCGAUGUAUAUUACGUUCAUAACAUAAAAAUAUGUUGCUUUCAUUUAAUGCGUAGAAAGGUGUACUACGAAGGUUCGGUUUAACAUACGCGUAUAUAUG
This is a messenger RNA of Eufriesea mexicana, 2859 nucleotides long. RefSeq names its product transcription factor E4F1. NCBI's taxonomy places the organism in Eukaryota, Metazoa, Arthropoda, Insecta, Hymenoptera, Apidae. Gene Ontology annotation, molecular function: zinc ion binding. The transcript is spliced from 2 exons. Bases 223 to 2295 code for a protein of 690 amino acids. Gene Ontology annotation, cellular component: nucleus. The record is from RefSeq and is a predicted model, not a curated record.